GGUCACUGGGCGGGUUGUGGGCGUGGUUCGAGGUGCCAACGAAGGCGGAGCGGCGGCGUCCGGGCGCAUUCUGGACGGCGAUGGCGGCCGCUAUGGUGACCGCGGCAGUGGCGGUCCCGGCGCCACCGAGCGGAGCGGAUGGCGCGUCGUCUGUGCACUGGUUCCGCAAAGGCUUGCGGCUCCACGACAACCCGGCGCUGCUGGCGGCCGUGCGCGGGGCUCGCUGCGUGCGCUGCGUUUAUAUCCUCGACCCGUGGUUCGCGGCCUCCUCAUCCGUGGGGAUCAACCGGUGGAGGUUCCUUCUGCAGUCUCUGGAAGAUCUGGACACAAGCCUAAGGAAACUGAACUCCCGCCUGUUUGUGGUCCGGGGACAGCCAGCUGAUGUGUUCCCAAGGCUGUUCAAGGAAUGGGGGGUGACCCGCUUGACCUUUGAAUAUGACUCGGAACCCUUUGGGAAAGAACGGGAUGCAGCCAUCAUGAAGAUGGCCAAGGAGGCUGGUGUGGAAGUGGUGACUGAGAACUCCCAUACCCUCUAUGACCUGGACAGGAUCAUUGAGCUGAAUGGGCAGAAGCCUCCUCUCACCUACAAGCGCUUUCAGGCCAUCAUCAGCCGCAUGGAGCUGCCCAAGAAGCCAGUGGGCUCGGUGACCAGCCAGCAGAUGGAGAGCUGCAGGGCUGAGAUCCAGGAAAAUCACGAUGACACCUAUGGCGUGCCCUCCCUGGAGGAGCUGGGGUUCCCCACGGAAGGACUUGGCCCAGCUGUCUGGCAAGGAGGAGAGACAGAAGCUCUGGCCCGCUUGGAUAAACACUUGGAACGGAAGGCCUGGGUUGCCAACUAUGAGAGACCCCGGAUGAAUGCCAAUUCCCUGCUGGCCAGCCCCACAGGCCUCAGCCCUUAUCUGCGCUUCGGCUGCCUCUCCUGCCGCCUCUUCUACUACCGCCUGUGGGACCUGUAUAAAAAGGUGAAGCGGAACAGCACACCUCCCCUGUCCCUGUUCGGGCAACUUCUGUGGCGAGAGUUCUUCUACACGGCAGCCACUAACAACCCCAGAUUUGACCGCAUGGAGGGGAACCCCAUCUGCAUCCAGAUCCCCUGGGACCGCAACCCUGAGGCCCUGGCCAAGUGGGCCGAGGGUAAAACAGGCUUCCCUUGGAUUGACGCCAUCAUGACCCAGCUGAGGCAGGAGGGCUGGAUCCACCACCUGGCCAGGCACGCUGUGGCUUGCUUCCUCACCCGCGGGGACCUUUGGGUCAGCUGGGAGAGCGGGGUUCGGGUAUUUGAUGAGCUACUGCUGGACGCGGACUUCAGCGUGAACGCCGGCAGCUGGAUGUGGCUGUCCUGCAGUGCUUUCUUCCAACAGUUCUUCCACUGCUACUGCCCUGUGGGCUUUGGCCGCCGUACGGACCCCAGUGGGGACUACAUCAGGCGGUAUCUGCCUAGAUUGAAAGGCUUCCCCUCUCGAUACAUCUAUGAGCCCUGGAAUGCCCCAGAAUCGAUUCAGAAGGCAGCCAAGUGCAUCAUUGGUGUGGAUUACCCACGGCCCAUCGUCAACCAUGCUGAAACCAGCCGGCUCAACAUCGAGCGAAUGAAGCAGAUCUAUCAGCAGCUCUCACGAUACCGGGGACUCUGUCUGCUGGCAUCUGUCCCUUCGUGUGUGGAAGACCUCAGCCACCCAGUGGCUGAGCCUAGCUCAAGCCAGGCUGGGAGCAUCAGCAGCACUGGCCCCAGACCACUUCCCAGCAGUCCAGCCUCCCCCAAACGCAAGCUGGAAGCAGCUGAGGAGCCGCCUGGUGAGGAACUCAGCAAACGGGCCAGGGUGGCGGAGUUGCCUGCCCCAGAGCUGCCAAGCAAGGACUCCUGAGCGUGAGUGGCAGCAGCUUAGAGUCCUCCUCAGGAAGGAAGCUGCAGAGUCCUAGCUCCAUGAGCAAAGACUGGGUGCCCAAGCAGCCACCACAGCCACAGAGUGCAACCUACAGAGAAGCCGAUUGCCGACCAAGAGAGAGCAAGUGUGUGUGUGCGUGUGUGCAGAGGAAGGAGUGGUGUGCUGUGUGCGUGUGCAUGCAUCUGUUUACACUCUCAUGAUCCUGAGUGCUGCCUCGGUGGGAGGAGUACCUGGAGCACACCUCCCAGUGGGCACUUCUUCCUAGCCUACAGACUUGAGCCCAGAAGUCAUGGCGCUAAUCUUCAGCCUAGACCUGCCCUGAGAGCCCCCUUGUCCUAAUAGGACAUUGCAGUACCACCUUAGCUGGGAUUCUGGCAUCUGCUCCCAUCCUCACAUCCCUCUGAGGAGUCAGAGGACUAGAUUUGGGCUCUGUCCAAAGUGUGGGAUUCUAGAGGCAUCCACUGAGUCCCCAUUUUCUGACCCUGGGAAGCUGGUUUGCUGGAGUAGGCAGAUUUGUCCAGACUUAACCACAAUCCCUGUCAUCUUACUCUAAAUCCCUGCCCCUGGUGCCACAGACUCUUCCGUGGGCAUUUGUGAUAAGCACGAGGCUGUAGACAGAGCUGGGAAGGUUCCUCCAUCAUACAGCGUGUACCCAGGUACCUGUCAUGAGUGUGCCAGCACUACAGAGACACCCAAGACAGCACACCCACCUUUUCAGGCUUUGAACCUAGGGAGAGAAGCAGAAUCUCAGCUCUCACUGUUCCUUCCCCAGAAGCUUUGAGGUAGUCUCCAUCUAGCCAGGAGCUGCAAAGGGCAGGGUCAGAGUGGGUACCUCUGCCUGGAGUAGACCAGAUCCUGAUGGCUUAUGCCCCUCUGACUCCUCUGGCCACACUCCAAGGCACCACAGUGCCCCAACAUAGACAGCUGG
This is a messenger RNA of Dipodomys ordii (Ord's kangaroo rat), 2811 nucleotides long. It is a transcript of the gene Cry2, whose product is annotated as cryptochrome circadian clock 2. The transcript is spliced from 12 exons. Gene Ontology annotation, cellular component: cytoplasm; nucleus. The record is from RefSeq and is a predicted model, not a curated record. Gene Ontology annotation, molecular function: FAD binding; DNA binding. NCBI's taxonomy places the organism in Eukaryota, Metazoa, Chordata, Mammalia, Rodentia, Heteromyidae. Gene Ontology annotation, biological process: circadian regulation of gene expression; entrainment of circadian clock by photoperiod; negative regulation of DNA-templated transcription. Bases 81 to 1862 code for a protein of 593 amino acids.